AUGCUCCGCUCACAUGGUUCCUGCGGUUGUUUGCCGUCGUCGUGUUCCCUCAUUGCGUCGCGAUUCCCGCCGUCUGAACAAAUAGCGAUAGGCAACUGCAGGUUGCGGGCGUUCUCUGGGUGCCACGUGGAGUUUCAUUUCCGCGGUUCAGGGUGUGUGUUUGCGUGUGUUUUAAAAACAGAAGAGGAAUUUGAGAAGGCUGCUAAGUAUGUGCAGACUUCUGGAAAGGACAGCGGCCUGAACCCGACGAACGACCAGAAGUUGGAGUUCUACAAGUACUACAAGCAGGCAACCGUAGGCGACUGCAAUGAGCCUGCGCCUGGGCUGCUGGCCUUCGAGGCGAAGGCGAAGCACGGCGCAUGGACGUCUGUCAAAGGCAUGUCCAAAGAUGAGGCCAUGAAAAAAUAUGUUGAGGCACUAGAUAAGCUCCAGCCUGCGUGGCGCGAAAAGGCAGCAUAA
Besnoitia besnoiti is the source of this 459-nucleotide messenger RNA. Its product is annotated as acyl-coa-binding protein. The transcript has a single exon. Gene Ontology annotation, biological process: fatty acid metabolic process. Lineage: Eukaryota; Apicomplexa; Conoidasida; Eucoccidiorida; Sarcocystidae. Gene Ontology annotation, molecular function: fatty-acyl-CoA binding. The record is from RefSeq and is a predicted model, not a curated record. Bases 1 to 459 code for a protein of 152 amino acids.